AUGUCUGAAUCAUAUUGCUUACUACAAGAAUUUAAAAGAUUAAUAGAUAAUUAUUUUAAUAAUGAAAAAACAAAUCCUUUUAGAUAUUUUUUAUUUCAAUAUGAAAAAAAUUACAAUACACAACAAGAUAAAGAUAUUCAUAUUCAAAGAUAUUUUAUUUUACAUAAUCAAAUACGAAUAGGAUCUUACCUUAAUAUAGGAGAUAAGAAAAAUGAAAAAGUUUUAAAGAAAACAGAACAUUCUGGAAUUAAGAAAUUAUUAAAGAUUCAAAAAAUUCACUUUGAUGAACUAAAUUCAAAUGAUCCAGAAAACAAAAUAAUGAGAUAUAGAUGUGAUUUUCAAGAAUUAAAUGAUUUUUCUAAAUAUAAUUGGUAUGAUAUUGACUGUUGUUCAAAGAGAACAUUAGCUAGGUAUGACAACAAAUCAGGUUUUCUUGAGUAUGGAACAUAUAAAACUAGUUCAAAAAAUUCAGAAAGAAAAAACCAACAUCGAUCUUUAAAAAACAAAAGAUAUUUGAUGAUAGAUGAGGAAAUAUCAGCAAUUGGAAUAAUGAAUGAUUUAAUCAAUAGAAAAAUAUCAGCAGUAAAAAGUUUAGAAAGAAAAAAGAUGAAACGAUGUUGGAAACCCUGUAACAUGUUUUUGUAUUCAGAUAAUAGUCGUGUUAGAAAAGGAUAUCUAUUAUCUGUAUUAUUUCCAAAUGCAUAUGAAAGAAGAAAUAAUGGUCAAGAAAAAUAUUUAGAAACUUUGAAUCUUUUAGAUUGUAAGGAAUAUUCUGUUCAGAUCAAAGGUUCUGAUAUUAAUUUUUGCCCUUUUGUGAUUGCAUAUACUGCUAAUACAAGUAUUCGAUUUAUAUAUAACUUUUGUGAAGAUAAACAUUUAAAAUCUAAAUCUGAACAAAAUUAUAAUAACACUAAAUUAUUUAGUACAUUCGGUGAUAUUGAAGAUUUUUUUAAAUUUAAAUUUGAAAUUGAAUUUAAUUAUGAUGUUACAUUAGAAAAAGCAAAAGAGAUUAUUAAAGGAAGAAAUAGAACUAUAGAAGAAUUAGAUAAUAUUCUUUAUUAUCGUGAUGAAUAUUUAGUUGAUAAGAGCAAAUAUAUCCUAGGACCUAUUGAAUUGUAUUAUCCUGAUUUAUAUAUUUCUGAUAGUAGA
Messenger RNA from Scutellospora calospora, 1149 nucleotides. The record is from the annotation of a GenBank genome assembly. NCBI's taxonomy places the organism in Eukaryota, Fungi, Glomeromycota, Glomeromycetes, Diversisporales, Gigasporaceae.